CUCACCUCAUCCAUUAAUGCUACAUCGAAAGACGACAAAGGGAAGUUCCCACUUUUGCUACUCUCAACUUGUGUUCUUCCAUGAAUAAAUGCAUCUAUGCUGGUGGUAGGAGUAAAUGCUGAUUCUUCCCUUCCAACCGCCUCUCAUUAUUAGUUUCAUUUGUUCCAAGUCUUUCCCAUUUAUGUUAAAUUCUUUCUCUUAAUAAAAUUCUUUCCAAUAGGUAAUUUAUCGAAUUUCUCUUGAUUGUUCAUGCUGUCUACCCCAUGUUUCUUGUCUAAUUUUACUUCUACAGAAUCCAACACUAUUCACUUUCUUUCAUCUCCUCUUUAAUGGUUUCCCAAUAUCUUAUCUCUAGCCCUGUUCCAUGAAAUCAUCAGCUGUUUAUUAGGCUUUUUCUGAGUGCUCUUUUGCAGUUUUCUGAAUUUGAGAGUUGGAUGUUGGUGAGAAAUGGAACCCCUAACCAAAAGCUGCAAUCUUUAGGGCUUUUGCAAAUUUAUAAAUUUGAGUGUUGAAGUGUUGGAGAGAUAGAGGUAGCUGAUGGAAUGCUAACAAAAGCUGCAAUCUUUAGGGCUUUUGAGCAAAUGGGGCCUUCAAAUUACUCAGUUUUGGUGUUUCUUUCAUGGCUGCUGUUUGCUUGUAGCACUCAUCAGCUGAACAGCUACGAAACUCAGGUUCUUCUUCAGCUUAGGAAGCAUUUGGAGUACCCUCUGCCUCUGAGCACUUGGGAAAAUAACAAUGCUGAUUUCUGCAAUUUGUCUUCUCCACCACAGCUCACCAUCAAAUGUGAGAAUGAUUCUGUGACCGAGCUUCGAAUCAUGGGAGACAAGCCUGCAAAGGUCAGUAGUGAAUUCAAUGGAUUUGCAAUUCCAAAUCUAACACUGUCCCAGAGUUUCUCUAUGGAUUCUUUCAUCACAACUUUGACGAGGUUGUCCAACUUAAGGGUUGUUACUUUAGUGUCUUUAGGCGUAUGGGGUCCAUUGCCUGAUAAAAUCCAUAGAUUAUAUCUGCUUGAAGCUUUAGACAUGAGUUCAAAUUUCUUGUUUGGUCCCAUUCCUUCUCAAAUGUCUAGAAUGGUAAAGCUAAGGACUUUGAGCUUUGAUGAGAACUAUUUCAAUGGCAGUGUACCUGAGUGGUUGGAUUCGUGGUCGAAUCUCACUGUGUUAAGCUUAAAGAACAACAGAUUGAAUGGUGAGAUUCCUUCUGCAGUGUCAAGAAUUGCAACAUUGAUUGAAUUAGUUAUGUCUCACAACUUGCUCACUGGGAAGUUACCUGAUCUGAGCAGCCUCUCGAGUUUGCAGCUGCUCGAUUUGAGAGAGAACGGAUUAGAUUCCGAACUGCCCCCUCUGCCAAAAGGGCUUGCUAAUGUGUUUCUAAGUAAGAACUCGUUUUCUGGUGGUAUACCUGAACAAUUUGUUAAGUUGGAUCAACUUCAGCAUCUUGAUUUGUCGAAUAAUCAUCUUAGUGGAACCCCUCCUCCCCUGCUUUUCUCUCUGCCGAAUAUUAGCUACUUGAAUCUUUCAUCCAAUGUUCUUAGUGGAUUACUUCCUGAGCAUCUUAAGUGUGGAGAGGGACUUAGUUUGAUUGAUCUUUCUGAUAAUAAAAUGGUAGGUCAUCUUCCGAAUUGUUUGGACACUGCAGCAGAUAACAGAAUUGUCAAAAUUAGUGGGAAUUGCUUCUCUGCUGAUGCCAGAGAUCAACAUUCUGCAGCAUACUGCAAAGAUGUUGAGGGCAAAGGUCGAUCUAGAACGAGGGAAAUAGUGAUUCUGGCCGGUGUGAUUGGGGGAAUCGUCGUUGUAGUGAUAAUCCUCUUGCUAGUUGGUCUUAUGUUUUUCUGUAAAAGGCACCAAACACAGCAUUCAGUAGUUCAGCAUAUUGCACCUAAGGUUAAGCAAGACGAACCACCAUCUGGAAUUUCCCCAGAUCUCAUAACAAGUGCCAGGAUAAUGUCUGAAGCAUCAAAAGUUGGGAAUCAAAGUUCUCCAUCCUAUAGGGUGUUUACUGUAGCAGAACUUGAAGAAGCUACAAAAAACUUUGAUCAGUCGACUUUCUUGGGCGAGGGAUCUUUCGGAAAGGUUUACAAGGGAAAGUUAGAAAAUGGAAGCUUUGUUGUUAUACGAUCUUUAACUCUAUACAGAAAAUGCUCGAUUCAAAACCUCAAGCUGCGGCUUGAUUUGCUUUCAAAGCUUCGUCACCCUCACUUGGUUGCCCUUCUUGGCCAUUGCAUCGAUGAUGGUAUGCAAGACGACUCAAGUGUACGUAGGUUGUACCUUGUGCAAGAAUUCGUUCCUGAUGGAAACUUCAGAUCCCAUCUUUCAGAGAACUCUCCAGAGAAGGUCAUGAAGUGGCCGGAAAGAUUGGCUGUUCUUAUUGGUGCAGCCAAGGCAGUCCAUUUUCUGCAUACAGGGGUGAUUCCGCCUUCUCUGAGCAAUCGUCUAAAGACGAACAAUAUACUUAUGGACGAGCAUGGGAUUGCAAAGCUUAGUGAUUAUGGAAUGUCCAUCAUUGCAGAUGAAACUGAAAAAUCUGAUGGAAAGGGAGAGCAUGUCGAUAGGUUGCAGGACGAUGUUCACAAUUUCGGGUUCAUAUUACUUGAGUCGUUGGUAGGUCCUGUAACAAGUGGAAAAGGAGAAGCAUUUCUACUAAAUGAGAUGACAUCAUUCAGCAGCCAAGAUGGUAGGCGAAAGAUAGUGGAUCCAAUCGUGCUAACCACGAGCUCACAGGAGUCGUUGUCCAUAGUGAUAUCCAUCACGAACAAAUGUAUAUCGGGUGAGUCAUCAGGGCGCCCCUCGUUUGAAGAUGUGCUGUGGAACUUGCAGUAUGCUGCUCAAGUUCAGGCCACGGCUGAUGCAGACCAGAAGUCGGAUAGCGCGUCUCAUCAGAGCUUCGGCUAACCUCCUUUUGUUGUAGUAAUUCUUUCAUUAACUUAAUAGUAUUAUGUUGGGAAAAUGUAAAUGCAUUCAUUUCCACUAUUUGAUUUUUUUUUUCCUUGA
Salvia hispanica is the source of this 2990-nucleotide messenger RNA. Its product is annotated as putative inactive leucine-rich repeat receptor-like protein kinase At3g03770. Gene Ontology annotation, biological process: protein phosphorylation. The record is from RefSeq and is a predicted model, not a curated record. NCBI's taxonomy places the organism in Eukaryota, Viridiplantae, Streptophyta, Magnoliopsida, Lamiales, Lamiaceae. Gene Ontology annotation, molecular function: receptor serine/threonine kinase binding; ATP binding; protein kinase activity.